Quercus lobata is the source of this 2306-nucleotide messenger RNA. RefSeq names its product glycosyltransferase family protein (DUF23). The record is from RefSeq and is a predicted model, not a curated record. Gene Ontology annotation, cellular component: cytoplasm. Bases 217 to 2067 code for a protein of 616 amino acids. The transcript has a single exon. Lineage: Eukaryota; Viridiplantae; Streptophyta; Magnoliopsida; Fagales; Fagaceae. Gene Ontology annotation, molecular function: glycosyltransferase activity.
UUGUGCGGUACUGAUUAUUUUUGGAAAAACAAAACCCUUUACUACAUACAAGUAUAGGGUUAUUGUGAGUUGUGACACAAGCACAAACACUGCCCCUCUCAAACUCUUCUUUGUAUAUAUAAUAUACCAAUAAUAAAGCCUUCCUUUUCCUACAAACAAACCCAGAUCAAAAGUAGUAGAACUACUUCAGUAUUAAAAACAAGCCUAAACGCCGAGAUGUUCUCUUUAAAGAAAAGUUUCCAAUCAACAGAAAACCCAAAUUUUUGUGUAACCCACCUCCCAAUCUUUCCAUAUAAAUCCAAUCCCAAUUCUGAUACUCCCACCACCGCUUUGUAUUUCAAAUUUUUUUUCUCUCUCCAAGAAAAAAUGCGGCGGAGGGUCCGUACGGCUUUCCUAUUCGCUCUGCUCGUCGUUUUGCUCUUCACAUUCGUUUCUGUCUAUGUCGCUCGAAACUCUAUUACCAAGAAACACGUUCUUAAUUCCACGUCGGAUCUCCGGACCCGAUCCAAGGACCCGGGUUUUCCCAACCUCGCGAUCCGAGAUGAUCAUGAAAAGCUCGGCGGCCAGCUCCGGACUCGCCGCGUGUCCUCCAUCGGAAACUCGGUCGCCACCGUAGCGAUUCUUUUUCCGGAUUGGGAGGUGUUCGUGAUUGUUUCUCCGGGGGCGGCAUUACCGACUCCGGAUUCCGGCGACGAGGAGUACAAGUGUCUGUUCGAGAACGGAGCCAAGUCGCCGGCGAAUUUUUCCGGCGUGUUGGCGUUCCCGAAUCGAACCACGUUCAAGUGCGUUUUGCCGAACAGCCUUCAUAGCCGCCGGCCGUUUAUUCAGCCGGCUCUUAUAAGAUCGUCGGAGACUGACGCGUCGCCGGAAAAUAAACAGGUUUCGUCGGAACUAAUCAGGUGGACUACCAUUGCGUACGAGUCCUUUUCGACUGAGAACGACGUCGUUCUAUUCGUCAAAGGCAUAAACCGUCAGUUAGCGAACAAGCCUCCAAGAGAGUUCAACUGCGUAUUCGGCGACGACGGAGAAAAAAACGCCGCCGUUAGAACCGCCGUCACCAGCUCCAACCAAGAAGUAUUCAGAUGCCACCACCCGAAAUUAACGGCGGCCGUUACCUCCGAGCGAAUCAAAAUCUCCCUCGAAAUAGUUCCUAAAAACACGGUAGUCCCCUCGGUAGCGUACUACACGCCGCGGCGGCGCACGUUAGCGAGCCAGGAGCCGAGGUCGCUACUGUGCGCAUGUACAAUGGUUUACAAUGUGGCGAAGUUUUUACGAGAGUGGGUAAUGUACCACUCGAGAAUUGGAGUCGAAAAAUUCAUAUUGUACGAUAACGGUAGCGACGAUGAGUUGGCUAUGGUUGUUGAGGAGCUCAACCAUGAGGGUUUUAACGUUACGACGUUGUUUUGGAUUUGGCCUAAGACCCAAGAGGCUGGGUUCUCCCACGCUGCUCUCUACGCUAACCAAUCGUGCACUUGGAUGAUGUACGUUGAUGUUGAUGAAUUUGUUUUCAGUCCCACGUGGCACAGACCCAGUUCAUCAAAACUUCUUACCUCACUCUUGCCAAUAUCAAAGCGUUCGAUUGGCCAACUUCAAAUUAGAUGCAACGAGUUUGGACCGUCGAAUCAGACAUCGCAUCCGGUUGAGGGUGUCACACAAGGGUACACGUGUCGAAGAAAGGUUCACGAGAGACACAAGUCUAUUGUGUUACUUGAUGCAGUUGAUUCGUCUUUGGAGAAUGCGAUACACCAUUUUGAAGUGAAGAAGAGUUUUUUUCGCUCUAUACAUGUGAGCAUGGAGGAUGUGGUGGUGAAUCAUUAUAAGUACCAAGCUUGGUCCGAGUUUCGAACCAAGUUUCGGAGGCGGGUCUCGGCUAAUGUGGUGGAUUGGAAACGGGCAGUGAACCCCACGUCCAAGGAUAGGACCCCGGGAUUAGGGUUCGAGCCGAUUGAGCCGGAAGGUUGGGCCGAGAAGUUUUGUGAGGUUAGGGAUGAUCGGUUGAAGUUGUUGACACAAGAUUGGUUCGGGUCUAACACGUCUCAUGGGUACCAAAUGGCGUGGCAAAGAUGAAUAUUUCAAGGUUUCACCUUUAAGCCCUAACGAAGAUUUUUUUUUUUUAUUACUUCGGGUUUUACGUGUGAAACUUUUCUAUUGGGUUCAUUUGGUGACUUAGAAUUGUAGACAGAGGCUGUAUGUAAUGUACAUUAAAGAGUUAGUUUUUUUUUUUUUUUUUUUUUUUUUUCUAGUUUGUGAUUUGUUUUUAUUUUUAAUUGCUUUAUAGGUUAGUAAAGAAGGACUUUGUUUUGUUA